UCUCGCCGCUCAGAGCUGGUGCGAUAUAUUUUUUUACUCAGACUAAACCUAACAAAUCUAUCUAAUUAUUAAUUACUUUUAUUGUACUAAUUUUCUUACCGUAUAUAGUGUUAUUAGUACCUGGAUUAAGCAAAUAGUGUACCUUAUUAGGUAGAAAAUUGACAAUGGCAGUCAACGUUUACUCAACAAAUGCAACACAGGACAACCUCAGUCGACAUGACAUUUUGUCAUGGGUCAAUGACAGUAUGCACACACAGUAUCAAAAAAUUGAAGAAUUGUGUACAGGGGCCGCAUAUUGCCAGUUCAUGGAUAUGCUGUUUCCAGGUGUACUGCCCAUGAAACGAGUGAAAUACAACACCAAAUUAGAACAUGAAUAUAUACAGAACUGGAAGUUGCUUCAGAGCAGCUUCAAGAAGUGUGGUGUCGACAAGGUGGUGCCAGUGGAAAAACUUGUCAAGGGAAAGUUUCAGGACAAUUUUGAGUUUGUUCAGUGGUUUAAAAAGUUCUUUGACGCAAACUAUCAGGGCCAGGAAUACGAUGCCCUGCAGAUGAGGGAUGGAAUUCAGGUUGGAGGGACCACCAAGUCGGUCAUGAACAAACCCCACCAACGAGCACCGCCAGCUAACACAAGACCCUCACCGAAAUCAACAAUGCAAACGAAAACAACUCAGCGAAAUCCCCCGGGUCCGACCUCCAGAGUUCUCAACAACACAGGAGGUGGUGGAGAUUCAAUGAAAAUCAGGGAACUUGAAAACGAGCUGACACAGUUGAAUACGGAAAAGGACGGUCUGGAGAAGGAGAGAGAUUUUUACUUCAGCAAGCUGCGCAACAUCGAGGUGUUGUGUCAGGAUCAUGAGGACGACCCCACGAUAAAGCAGAUCAUGGACAUCCUGUAUGCAACAGAGGUGAGCGAGCAAUAAGAAGCAUACACACACACAAAACUGACCAGUCCUUCAGCUUGCAAUGGAAGGUUUCACUACUCCAGACGAUGUGUUAAUCGAUCAAGAUGGGGAGCAGGAUGAGUACUAAAGGAAACCCGAACAUCAGCAGUUUAAAAUGAAACGCGCUGCUUGCCGGAGAAAAACAAAAACAUUAGCACCAUCUGCAGAUACAAUGGACUACAUCUUGCAUUUAACGUGAACCCUUUCAGCACCAUCUGCUUAUUGAUGCAGUUUUAUAUGCUACUGUGUAUUAAUUCACAUAACAGUUAGGACGGGUGGGGUGGGGUGCAGUUUCAGUAUUGAAGGUGGUAUAUAUCUAGAUCUCUAGGAAAUCGAAGAGUGGUCUUACAUGUGUGUAUUAAAAAAAAUCUGCUUUUUGAACUGGAAAAUUAUGCUAGUAAUAACAUGAGACUUUUAUUUUAAAAAUUAUUUCAGUGCUUAUUAUUAUUAUUAUUAGCACUAUCUUGUUUUGACCCAUUUUGGUGCUUUGUGUGGUUAAUUUACAAAAUGGCAAGGCAUUAAUGUUUUUGCAAUUAACACAAAUAUUUUUAAUUUUCAUGACAAAUGUAUCUUCAGAAAAUAUUUUAGAGAUGGAAUGGGGUUUUUUUUUAUCAUCGUUCAUUAUAUGGAAGUAAAAAAGAUUUCUGAUAAAGAUUUUUUUUUAAUUUUAACAGAUAAUUAAUAUUUAAAAAAUAUCUUGCAAACCUUGACAAAACAUAAAACCUAAAUACAGACUUUUAAUUGGCUAUUUUUUAAAACAUAAAUCUAGGGACAUUUGGCCAGUUUACAAAAUGUAAAAUAAAAGACUUCACUAUACAUGUAAUAAUGCAAACAACAAUGACUAUAUUUGUACAUAAAGAUAAACCAUUAAAUAUAUGUGAUAUUUUUGAAAAUGUGACGCUUUUCUAACUUGCAAAUAUAUAUUUUUUUUAUUAACAAAUUUUAUUUAAAAAUCAAAUUUUUUAUUGAACAAGCAUAAGCUUGAUAUUAAACUUUGUAUCAUUGUGGUGUUUUGUAAUCAUAAAAAAAUGCCUCCUUUUGUUAUUUUCUUCCUUUUUAGUAGGAAUAAUAUUCUUAUUUUGUAUUAACAACAUUUUCUUAAUUCCACUAUAAUUUAUGAUCUGCUGAAAACCUUAACAUAAUUUUAAGAUAUAGUUACAUAUUUCCAAGAGUUUAAAAAAGAACUUUGCAAAACCUGCCCAUUUUUAGUAAUUUAAUCUUUCAAUGUUAAAAACAACUCAUGAAAUGCUCGUUAUUUACUGUGUAUAUAUACCCAAUGUAAGUAUUAACACACCAGUGUAUUUGCUAAGGUUUUAAACAACAGCUUAAAUUCUGCAUCCUUAAUCAUCUCCACCCCACCCUUAUCUGUGUUCGCAAUAUUUAGAUUUUUCUUUAAAUGAAGGCAAUACAAAUUCAAGGGAUAAAUCUUCUUUUAAUGCAUUACACAAUAAAGUCUGCUUGAUGACCAGAUAUUUAGUUUCCAUGUGUCGCAAGAGUACAACUGUUAACCCUUUGUUUGGUAUUUUCUGUAGUUUUGAUAUUGUUGGAGGAUGGAUGUGUGUGGGUUUUUUUGGUCCACAAUUUUUCUUUCUCAUUUUAUUUAAGGUUUUGUUAUAGCAUUGUGUGUAGGAUUUAAAAUUACUUCUUCAAAAAGAGUGCAACCUCUGUAUUCCAUCCUUGCCAGUUUUUUAUAAACAUUUCUCUAAAUAAAUGGCCAUAGCUUUUUAACUUCUCAAUAGUUGUAGAUUGUUCAGUGUCUAAAUAUGUGCCUUGUACUAUUGCUCAUUUUCCUUUUGAAUUAUGUUCCUUAUUAUUGUAGCUGGCUUCAGUUAAUGUAGGAUUUGACAUAAAGAACUGUCUGAGAAACUUCGUACAUGUGAUUAUGUUGCUUCCUGCAUAUUCAGUGUUACAGAAUUUGAUCCGAAACCAUUUUAUUUUAUUCUGCAAUAACAAAAUGUUUCAUAUAUAUUUAUUGGAUGUAGAAUAUUCCAUUGUCAGUAUCUUAGUGGGUUUAUUUUGUUUGUACAUGUAGGUUUGCUAUUAUAUUUGAUGGCAUUUCUGAAAUGUAUAACGUAUGUUUAAUUAUCUCGAGCUAAAGUCAUUAACCCAUUUGUAUAUAUACUAUGUGUAUACAUAUGCAUGUUGAUGUAACUGUAUUUAGAAUGUAUGCCACAUUCACAUGAUGUAUCUUGGUGACUGGCGUAUAAUUAUUAUUAACUAUUGUCUGUGACACGAGGAACGGCACAUUAGAAUGCUAUGAUUUUUAAUUGAAUACGGUAAUUCUUGUGCAAGGGAUCAUGACAUGGUUUUUCAGCAAUAUGUGCUGAAACGUGCAGGAUUAUUGCGAUCCAAAUUGUUCCUCUAUUAAGGUUGUCCUAUCGUAUAAAAGUAGUAACUGAGUGAAGGACAGAAAAACAAAACCAAAAAAUGUUUUAAGUUCAAAAUUAAUUAUUAUUUUUACCCUUUACUUCAUACUGUUUUGCAACACCGAGGAAAGUAUAUGUGCAAUAGUUUGUGCCGUUUUUCGUGUCAUAAAAUACACAGUUGUGAUAAACUGCUGAAAAACUUGUAUGUUACUGGGAUUGGGUUUUUAUGUUAAAAAUAACUUAUAAAAGAUUGAAUGUCAUGUUAAUGUCACUGUCAAAGCAAAAUUAUGUUACUAAGUGUUUCAAAAAUCAAAGAAUUAAAAAAAAAAAAAACCUUAAAAACUUCUUUUUUUACAACAUUCUAAUCCAAACCUUAAGAUUUUUUGGAUUGAUCAUCAUAUUUAUUUUAUUUUAAUUUGUUAAAAAAAAGAGUUUAGGAUUGAGAAGUGAUGGAUUGAGAGGACAUAUAUGUUUGACAAUACUGACAUUUGAAUUGAAGUGCUUUAGGGGUGAAGGGAACAUUUUACAUUUAAGCAGUGUUAAUGCCAAUAAAAGGUUGGUGGCUUUCAGUGACAACCAGAAACCACUAAUAUAAUAAUAAUAAUUAUUAUUUUUUACACCAGGCUGUAAUGCAAGACAGUGUAGUGUCAUGGUACAUUGUCAUGUAGGACAUUUCUAAAAUGUAUGGAUGUAUAUGCAGUUAAUCUGUGUUACAACAAUCACUACAAUUGCAUUGAUGAAAACAAAUCAGGCCUGUUUAUAACACCGAAACUCCUCCCCCACUAAAAUUAAGUAACAUCUAUGUUACUCCCUCCUUUCUCUUCACUAUUAUGUAAUUUGACCAUUGUUGUGUCAUCAGUUUAUAUUUCAGAAAUGGGGGGGGGGGGGGGCUAUGAAUGCCUGUAUUUAAUUUAUGAAUAAAAAUGAGAUUGUUUUGAAAAUGUUAUGUAACAUCCCUCCCCUAUAUCAUUUUGUAACACAUCCCAUGAUACCUUUCUCCUGAGGCCUAGAUUACACUAUACAAUGUACCUUAACUGUCAGUUGUGUUGUCGUAUAAUGGGAUCUAGGCUUUAGAGUAUCAUGUAUUUGUUGAAUGACCUUUAUUCAGUCUAUAUACUAACAUCAUCUCUCUUAUCAGUGAUUAAUUAAUGAUAGUGGAAUCUCAAGUUUAAUUACUUAAAAAAAACCCAAAAAAACCUGGACAUACUGCAUGUGUAUUAGAAGGCGUGGUGUAAUACAUGUUUCAGGACUGGUUGCUACAUACAUGAACACUGCUUUGAAAUAGUUAUUUUUACUUAUUUUAUGUUGUCAUGAAUGAAAAAUUAAGUCAAUGAAUAAUUGUUUUGUUUGAGAUGUUUUACCAUUCUAUAGUGACUGUUAAGGAAUAUGUUUUGUUAGAUAGCUAAAACAAGGGGAAUAACUCGUGAUGUAUUUGACAGGAGAGAUAACUUGGUGUAUUUGAUGGGGAGGUGGGGGGUAUUUCUCGACAGAUUUGUUACAGUUGCAAACGACAUAGAAGACGCAUCAUUGUUACACGGUCUGAUUGUAUCUGUGUACUAAGGAAACAACCCAGAUUUAGUAUUUGAAACACAUAUGGCCUGUCACUUUUAUAUAUAAAUGGAGAAAAAAGAUUUUGUCAUAAGACUGUCUCUUUACACUUUCUUAUUCUUUCUCAUCUGUCUUUUCCCUCCGUCUCAUGUUGAUUUAUAAUGUUAUGCGUCACGUUUUCUAGAAUGUGUGUGUAUACAGACUUCUUAACAUUUUUAUUUACUAUAUAGGCAUAUAUUUUUAUGUUCCAUGUAAUAAAACCAAGAAGCUUAAGUGUUAUAGGUGUAUUAUAUGUGCACUUCUGUUUAAGACAAGUCUCAUUUGUCAGUUUGUGAUCAUUAAAUAUUGCACUGUUGUGUACUAGGAAUUUUUCAUUUGUUGCUUGAAUACAAAAAUAUGACGGAUUUAUAAUAACUUAACUAAUUGUUUUCAUAUUUUAGGUUCUAAUUUAUCCAAUUGUUGAUACGUCAGCUGACAAUUUACUGUCCACAACUGACAAACAAGCAAACAUUUCAACUCCUGAUAUUUUGUGUAUUUUCAACUUACUUGUCUGUGGUGCCAAGAUAUGUAUAUAUUAAAUUUUCCUAUGACUGUUAAAUACUUCUCACAACAAAUGUUCUUGUGUUUAUGACUUGUAAAAUAAAAAUGGACUUCAAUAACAA
Messenger RNA from Gigantopelta aegis, 5517 nucleotides. Its product is annotated as microtubule-associated protein RP/EB family member 3-like. Gene Ontology annotation, molecular function: microtubule plus-end binding. Gene Ontology annotation, cellular component: cytoplasmic microtubule; microtubule plus-end; spindle midzone. The transcript has 8 exons. NCBI's taxonomy places the organism in Eukaryota, Metazoa, Mollusca, Gastropoda, Neomphalida, Peltospiridae. Gene Ontology annotation, biological process: regulation of microtubule polymerization or depolymerization; spindle assembly; protein localization to microtubule plus-end. The record is from RefSeq and is a predicted model, not a curated record. Bases 165 to 920 code for a protein of 251 amino acids.